Messenger RNA from Spodoptera exigua (beet armyworm), 1891 nucleotides. The record is from the annotation of a GenBank genome assembly. Lineage: Eukaryota; Metazoa; Arthropoda; Insecta; Lepidoptera; Noctuidae.
GUACGACGGUAAAUCUCAAUAUUAAUCAUGUUUCUUUAUUUAUUUCUAUAAAAAUUGAAUAAAAUAGUGUAUAAUGGAGACCAGGAAGGGUAAUACGACGUAUGGCGAAUGCCGCUGUUGCUCAGCAAAAGGAAACCACAGAGAUAUAAUGAAAGAAUAUUACUUUAAUGGCAUACGCGAGGUUUACUUCGAUAUAUUUAUGGAAUGCUUCAAUUUAUUCCUAUCAACAAAUGCUCUACUGUCUACCCUAAUAUGCACCACAUGUGUGCAACGUCUCCGAGAUGCGACAAGCUUCCGUAUGAUGGUGGUUAGCACAGAGAGACAGCUGCUCCAAGCGGUGGAAGGAGAGGAUAAAGAUACAGUUUUUGUCAAUGUCCAUGUAGAAGAUACUGAAUCUGAACCAGCAAUGGAAAUUAAACUAGAGAAGGAAACUGAAUAUGUGAAGGAGGAACUGGAACCGGAUGAUGAACGGGAGACAGACGGAUAUGAUUCCGAUUAUGUACCUGAUGUUCUUUCAGACACUGGCUCGGAUACCCAGGAAGAGACGCUAGUAGACCGGGAAGCGGCGCUACUGGGCAGGUUCGCUCGCGUCAAGCUGCCGCCGCUUCCGACGCGACAGACGUUGUCGAAGAUAUGUCCUGAAUACUGCCGGCAACUGGAUUUGUUACAGAAUUUAAAAAUUGUACCAAAAGACCUUAUGCGGUUAAUAGAAGAACAAGAUAGUAAGCGCACAACUUCUAGAAAAGUCUUUAUAUCAGAGAAAUUAGCACACAUAACAAACGCGGGCACCAUUCUCGAAUGUUCCAACGUCACCCCAUUCAAAAGCAAAAGCCGGCUAGGCUUCCCUUGCUUUUACUGUAGGAACGUGUUCGAAAAACUAGAAAAACUUCGCGAACACACAACCCAGCACAAGAAAACAGAAAUUCGACACAUACUCAAAACUUAUGGCGCAGAAUGCUUAGUCGUUUACGUAGAUACGACGGAUCUAAAGUGCACAUUAUGCGACAAAUCUAUCCAGAAUCUCAACAGUUUAAAAUCCCACUUAACUAAUGUACAUAAAAAGAAACUGUAUCCAGAAUUCACUGAUAGAGUUAUACCAUUCAAACUCUCCGAUUCAGGUGUACACGAAUGCCAAGUAUGCGGCUUUAAUUUUGAAACUUUUGGCUCAAUUGAAAGGCAUAUGAAUGUACAUUACAGAAAUUACGUCUGCAAAGAAUGUGGGACGGGUUUUGUAACUAAAUACAGGCUAAAAGUUCAUACGAAAAGUAUGCACGCGGGUGGGAAUUAUCCUUGUGAAGUUUGCGGUAAAGUGUUUUCGACGCAACAGAAGUAUAAAAACCAUGUGAACACAGUCCAUAAGCUGUUAAAGAGGUUCAAAUGCACGAAAUGUUCGGAACGUUUCGCUGAAUACUUCAGAAGGCAAAAGCACUUAGUUCAAGUACACGGUGUAGCGCCCUUACAGUAUAAGUGUAAUGUCUGUGACAAAAAUUUCGAUCGGCGAUACACUCUAUCAAGGCACAUGAAAAGAGACCAUUUGGAAGAAAGAGAUUAUCAAUGUGAAAUGUGUUCUUAUAAGUGUUUUACGAAGAAUGAGUUGAGAGUUCACAUGGUUAAACAUAAUGGGGAAAGGAUAUUUGAAUGUUCUGUCUGUAAAAAGUCUUAUGCUAGAAAGAAAACGCUGAAAGAACAUAUGAGGAUUCAUAAUAAUGAUCGCAGGUUUGCGUGCGCGGUGUGUGGGCAGGCGUUCGUACAGAAAUGUAGUUUAAAAGGACACUUGAAAACUCAUCAUUUGGAAUUUAGUAUGUAAUGUAAUAAAAUAUAUUGUUUUAUAGAAAUCUUGUGUUUUAUUUUUAUCGCGAAAGUAUUUCACGGUAAGCUCGACUAGUUUCGA